AGGCACUGGUAAAUAAAAGCGCGUGAGGCAGCCCCGCUGCCUCGUGGGAGCUGCUGUGUUGCGGGGGCUCUGGCCACCUGUCUGCCACACUCCCCUCCCCUUAUUAUCUGCUCUCUCCAGAGUGUCGAGAAGGAAAGAAAUCAUGCUGUUUUGGCAUACCCAGCCGGAGCACUACAACCAGCAUAACUCCGGCAGCUACCUGCGUGAUGUCCUUGCACUGCCAAUCUUUAAGCAGGAGGAACCUCAGCUGUCCCCUGAGAAUGAAGCCAAACUGCCCCCAUUUCAGUAUGUGCUUUGUGCAGCCACAUCACCAGCUGUGAAACUUCAUGAAGAAACUCUGACCUACCUCAACCAAGGUCAGUCUUAUGAAAUCCGACUUCUAGAGAAUCGGAAGCUGGGAGAUUUUCAGGAUCUCAAUACUAAAUAUGUGAAGAGUAUCAUUCGUGUGGUUUUCCAUGAUCGGCGGCUCCAGUACACAGAGCAUCAGCAGCUGGAAGGCUGGAGAUGGAGUCGACCUGGGGAUCGAAUCCUGGAUAUUGAUAUCCCCCUCUCUGUUGGCAUCUUGGACCCCAGGGCCAGCCCAACACAAUUAAAUGCAGUUGAAUUUCUGUGGGAUCCUUCAAAAAGAGCUUCAGCAUUUAUUCAGGUACAUUGCAUCAGCACAGAAUUCACACCCAGGAAGCAUGGGGGAGAAAAAGGAGUUCCUUUUCGAGUGCAGAUUGAUACCUUUAAACAGAAUGAGAAUGGGGAAUACACAGAACAUCUGCAUUCAGCCAGUUGCCAGAUCAAAGUGUUCAAGCCAAAGGGAGCAGAUCGAAAACAGAAGACAGAUAGGGAGAAAAUGGAGAAGAGAACUGCACAGGAGAAGGAGAAGUACCAGCCGUCUUAUGAAACUACAAUCCUCACAGAGUGUUCUCCAUGGCCAGAUAUUCCUUACCAAGUAAACAAUGUCCCAUCACCGAGUUACAACAGUUCUCCAAACAGCUUCAGCCUGGGAGAUGGCAACAGUUCUCCAACUCACCAAGUGGAGCCUCUGCCUAUCAGCAAUGAUCACCUCCUUCCUUCCGCUUCUAUUCAAGAUGCCCAGCAGUGGCUCUACCGAAAUAGGUUUUCUCCAUUCUGUAGACUCUUCUCAAGUUUCUCUGGUGCUGACUUACUUAAAAUGUCCAAAGAAGAUUUUGUCCAGAUCUGUGGCCCUGCUGAUGGGAUUCGGCUCUUCAAUGCCAUCAAAGGCAGAAAUGUAAGGCCAAAGAUGACCAUCUAUGUGUGCCAGGAAUUGGAGCAGAACAGGUCUCAUCUUCAACAGAAGAGAGAUGGUGGUGACAGCAAUUUGUGUGUGUACCAUGCUAUCUUUUUGGAAGAACUGACCACUUUGGAGCUAAUUGAGAAGAUUGCAAACCUUUACAGCAUUUCCCCUCAGCAUAUUAACAGAAUCUACAGACAGGGACCAACAGGAAUCCAUGUAGUGGUGAGCAAUGAGAUGGUGCAGAAUUUCCAAGAUGAAUCUUGUUUUGUUAUCAGCACAUUAAAAGCUGAAAGCAAUGAUGGCUACCACAUCAUCUUGAAAUGCGGACUCUGAAUGCCAGGAUCCUUAAUCACGUCAGAUUCCAAGGCACCUUUUUUUCUCCUUUCCCCCCUCAACGUAGACAUUACCCCAGCUGCAAAAUACAGACUUGUUUGGAAAAACAAAACAAAACAAAAAACCAAAAGCUCAAAGGAGAUCACCACAAGUACAGAAAACAGUGAUGAUGACGACAGUUUGGCUGAGACGGAAGGAUCCUGUCCAGAAAAUGUGCUCCUGUCCCUCCCUCAAUCCUCUGUCCUCAAGCCUUCCAACAUCUUCAAUUUUCUUAUCCUUGUUCAUUGGCUUUGUCAUUCUAGAGUGAAAAAAAACAACAGCACUCAUUUUUUUUUCCUCUGGAUUCCUUGACUUCCCUUUUUCCCUGACUUCUAUUUCAUAUCAGUGCCUUCUCAUUGGCUAAGUGGAUCUGUCGAUAGAAGGACUCAAAUGUUGGAUACUGGUGACUUGUCCUUCUGAGUCCUUUCUGAGGUUUCUAGAAAUACUUUUCCUUCCACUUGGAAAGAAGAAGGAAUAACUCCAUCUUUCUUUUCCUUUGGGAUUUAAUGAUGUAUCUGAUGUUUGUGUUGUUAUUCUGCCUCUGUUCCUCCUUUUGCUAUCGAUGUUACAAAACAAUUUUAUACAUUUUUAAAAUAUGGUAUUACUCUCCCAGAACAUGCUUUGUUGCAGUCAUAUCUUUUUUAAAUGCCCCACUUUGUGUGUAUUAUCCCUUACACAGAUAAAUGCUCUUUCUGAAGACUUUAGAGCCCCAGGAGUGAGAUUGGAUCAUUUUUUAAAAGGAUCUCACAGCUAAAGAAAUUGAAUGUUGACUUUAACAAAGGAUAAUUGAAAUGGGGCUCAGCCACUGUAGUUUGUUUUGCUUUUAUAUUUAUCUUUUCUUUUAAGCAUUUGUGAGAUUGGUGAUAGCUGGGAAAGGAAAAAACCCCUGAAUUUUUAGUUAACCCUGAAACAGUUUUGACAAUCAUGGUACUAGAGUUUUCCGGUUUACAUAUAAAAUUUAACUGGGGAUUGAUUGACCUUUGUGAAUAUUAUUGAUUCCACUAGUUUGAUAAGAUAUAUAUUUUUUUCUACUUGUUACAUGUCAUAGGUUUGGCUUAUUUCAUCUGUAGCAGAAAAUUCCUGAUUGAAGAUAUGGAAGAGAUUAGAUGAUACUUUAAUGUUCCUUAUAAUUCUUAGAAUGUCAAUGAAAUAGUGUGAGGUUUAUAUUCACCUUAAAAAUUCUAACUCUUAGAUCUGCAAUGGUUCGCAAUUUGAAUGAGUUUGGCCAAGUGAAAUUGGAUUAGACUAUUGUUAAUGGUUCCUUAACUCAGUAAAACGAUUGUGUGGGGGCCUUAAACUAUCUGGAUGUAAAGGGGAUGAAUGCCCUUAGAAUGCUUUGAGUGAAACCACAGGAUAUGUUGUGCUGGUGGCCUAAGAUGUUACUUGUUUUUUGUUCAUUUGGAGUUUAUUCUCUUUUCUCUCAUUCAAAUUAUUUUUCCACUCCAUGUACUAAAUGACUUAUAAAGUCAGCAGUUACCUACUGAUUGUGUCCUAUGAAGCCUUUCUCCUUCCUUAGCCCAUCUGAAUAGCAUAUAUUGUCUUGUGGUGCUUUUAAAAUGUUUUAGGGAGUUUUUCAAAUUGUUAGUUGAUUUGAUCAUCACUAAGACGAUGUGAAGUAGACCCAGCGCAACUAUUAUUCCCAUUUGACAACUAGAAAAGCUGAGACAGAUGAAUUGUUUAAGGUUAUGCACUUCGUGGUAGAACUGGAAUUAGAACUCUCAUCUUUUGAGUUCUGGCCGGUGGUUCUUUUCAGUGGACCAUCAAUCAUUCAGCAUUUAUUAACUACUAUUAUGCCAGGGUCUAGUAGGGAUACAAAUACAAAGAAUGAAAUAAGUUUCUACUCUUGAGGAGCUUAACAAGACACUUUCUUGAGGAGAAAUAAAGGGUUGUCAGCAUGGAAAUCCCACACUCAACUUUGCCUUUAUGUCAGUAGAACAAUAAUAAUAAAUUUAACUAUAAAAUAAAAUAUAACUGUAAAAGAGGAUUCCAUUCUUCCCCUUCAGAACUUUUUUCAGGGCUCUCACCUUGAAUAGCAAAGUUACUUGACUCUUUGAGGAACUUUGGCGAGGUCAGGAGUAAGUGGGUGGGCUGGAUUGGGAACCCCCACCCUCACUGCAGAAAACUUGUUCCCUUUGGUGACCCCUUCCUUAUUCUGCCUCCAGGGUGCUGGUGGAGAGUUAUUUACUUGCUGUGAGCUUUCACCCAUUCUGCUCACAAAUCUCCCAAGUCAAGGGUUGCUUCAGGGAAGGGCCUGAAUGACUAAAUGUCAGAAAAUCAUUAACAAGUUAGAGUUGCCAAAAAAGUGGGAAAAAAAGGUUGUUUUUUUUUUUUCCCCUUCUAUUGACGUAGUCAGUAGUGCAGAGGAAAAUAGCCCCCAGGUUAUAGAAACAAAAGCAUACAGGGAAUGCAAAGUAAGAGACAGAUGAAUGUUUCAGCAAUAAUAAGGUAUCAUCAUGUCUUCUUUCCCUGGUUAAAUAUAUAGAAUGUCUAUAUAUACACAUGUCUCUCUCUAUAUAUUUUGGGGCUAAAGCCCUAAGUAACCUUAACUUUAACCAUUAAGAUUUGGCUAAUAUGAAAGUUUUGGGGGAAAAAAUUAUUUUUGCUGCCUGGUCAUUAAAUUAGCAAGGUCCAACCUCAAAAAAAAAAUCAGUUAAUUAAAAAACAGAAUAAAAUCCAUAAUGAUAUAAAAAAAUUAACAAGCCCUCCUAUUUGCCUUUCACAAAACUUCUCAUUAUUUGGGCAUUAGAUGGGAUUUGGAUAUUAGUAGCAAUGGAUAGUAUUGUGUUAAUAUAUAUGCAUACAUACCUAGUGAAGAGUGUUUAUAUUUCUCAGGCCUGAUUUUUUCUAAGAAGACUGGCCUCUGGGUUACUAUUAACUAGAUCAGCUAGUUCUUUGAAUUCCCGCAUACUGUUAUCAUAGAACAAGUCUUCAAAAGUGGAUAAAACAAUAAUAAAAUAAUGGAGUCAGAUUUGUGAGGAAAAUAAUUUUUUUUGAGACUGCUCCAUUCACUAUUUUAGGAUGUAUAUAUUUGAUAUAUGCAUUACAAAAAUGGAUUAUAAUGGCUGUGAAAAAUUCUUACCAGUUUGUUCCCUAUCUUGUAUCUCAAGGAGGUAUGGAAAUGGGUUAGCAUUCUGAAUUACCAUUCUGGAUUUAAAUUCUUAGCAUGGAGGAUCCAGUACUCAUUGUACUUGCUCACUUGUAGGGAUCAUUUAGUAUAUGUGAUCUGUUAGUACUAAUUAUUUUUAUACCUCUGCCCAGUAGAGGAAAAAAAUCACUGAUUAAGAAUACUUUAGGGGAAAAAAAUUUAUUAGCAAGUCAUUUGAGCUCAAGCAUCUUCCUUUCCUGUCUGUGUUUCUGUACUACAAAUAUCCUAGCUCUAGGAAUGUCACUGCUUGAUACGUAUUCUUAUUUGGUCUUCAUAAUAACUUGAUGGGUUGGAACUCAUUUUAAUAUGGGAAAACUCAUGUGAAAGUCAAAUUCUUAGAUAGGUUGAGUGAUUGGCCCAAGGUUACUCAAAUGGAAAUUCCAUAAGUAGCAUUUGAACCAGGUAUAUCUUGUCUUGCUAUUUGUUUAGAGUGCUUUCCACCAUACUUGAGUGUCCUUGAUUAGCAAAUGGUAGAGGUCUACACAUCUGUGUUUACUUAGGGCAGAAUAUUUUGUGAGAAAGCACCCACUCCCAACUUCCACAGGAGUUGUUGAGUUUCCAAAUUUUUUGACCUGGGCAAAUGACCAGAUUUACCUGUGACUGGUCUCUUGAUGAAUGGGAAAGAUUAGUUCAAAUGUUUUCUAGUGGCUUAAGGUGUGAAUUUAGAGAGUUUUAUUGUAGUCUUCAGGAUUUCUACAAGCCUUUGAAGAAAGGACAUACUACCAGUAAAUACCUGGAGGACAUUUAGGGGAUCAAUUGUAGGACUGGGGCCCAGAGAACCAUUCUAUUUGUAUCUGCUAAUGCCUUCAUUUGAAGUGAAGAUUGCUCAAGGCCACCUAAAUCUGAAUUUCUAGGUUAUUUUUUUGGGGGGUGGGGUGGGGGAGUAAGGGGAUUGCACUUAGGUACUUUGGGAGGUAUUUAUACUGUAAUUAAUCUUUUCUUUUGGGAGGAACUUAAAUUUUUAACAAGAGUAAAACAGCAUAAAUCAACUGCUGUUCUUUCACAAUAAUAUUUUACUUUGGCAAGCAAUAGUGUAUAUAUACACACAUAUAGGAUGUGCACUUAUUAUAUAUGGAUAUACUUGCAUAUAUGUGGAUACACCUACAGGUGUUUUCUAUUGGUAUUUUGCUCAGAGUUCAGGGAAAGCCCUGUGUACUCCCUUGAUCUUUCCCUACCACAAACUAAUUAGAGCAGAUUUUGGAAAUGAGGGAGAAGCAGUUUGGUGUAGUGGACAGAGAGCUGGACUGGGAAAAAGACUUGGAUUCAAGACCUUCCCCCCCCCCCCCAUAUUAUGACUCCAGGUAAGUCACUUAAAUUCUCAGCCCUAAGAAACUCUUCAGCUCUAUAAGUUACAGAGAUCUAUACUAAUGGUUUUCCUCACUAUAUUGCUAAAAUCUUGAGAAGUCCUGUCCCUAUACUUGUCCCAGAUGAAUAAAUUUAGAACCACAGAAAGGUUGUGAUUUUUCCUAAGAUACUUAAUACUGUCUGUCAGAUGGAACACCUAGAGCCUACUUUUGUUCUCAUCCUAUUAUAGAAAGUAAAAAUAUACCUCAGUAUAAUGUGAUUGGGUUAUAAAUAUUUUGAAGUCUUUGGUACUCUCUUCUCUUUGACCCCAAAUUUUUGUUUUGUUUUGGCUUCCUGGAAGGAAGAGGGAUUUGAUUAAAGGCUAUGGAAAUUUCUGAAUAUUAAGGCUUGGACUGGCAAUGUCCAAGUUCUACUUUUUUAUUUGAAAGAAUAGAGGAUCUAUAGAACAAAUUCUAGGACGGGAUAAGGAACUUUUUUUCUGCCAAAAGCCAUAUGGAUAUUUGUAACAUCAUUCAUACAAAAUUAUCAACUUGAAAAUUAGCCUGCUAUAUUUUGUAAAAUAAUUAACUCAUCCCUAAUGUGAUGGCUGGAACUGUGGUUGUCUUGGUAGGGCCAGACCAAAUGGUUAGUCUGUGGGCCAAAUGCCCCCUAUCUCCUCCAGGCUGUGCUACAAGUGAGAUCAUCUGAUAAACUGUAACUGUGUUAAUGGGAGAAGGGCUAAAAUCAAAAUUACCUCUCUCCUGUGUAAUGUGCAUUUUAAAUGCCAUAUAGGGAUAGGUCACCCUGCCUUUAUUCAACCUGGAGGAGUGACAAGGGCAGAUUGUCACUAAGUCAACUGAAAGCUGAAAGCUUAGGUUUCUAGUAUAGUUUAUGUUACUAAAUGAAUGAGGUGGUUAGUCUCAGCUUCAGUAUAGGUAAAAUGAAUUGUAUUAAAUGACUUUGAAAGGUCCUUUCCACUCUUUUUUAUUAUUCUGUGGUUCUAAAGGUCUACAUUUCAAUAUAAGUAGGAGGAGAGUAUGGAGCCAUGGCAGGGGCAGGGAAAGUAGAGGAUAUACCUUUUUUCAAUAAGUAUUUUAUUAAGCACCUAGCAGGUGCCAGGCACUGUGCUAAGUACUGGGGAUACAAAAACAAUUCCUGGUCUCAAGGAGCUUACAAUUCAACUGUUUGAGCCUUCAGACAAAAACCUAGGCAAUUCCCUUUUCCCUCUAGGCCAGUCUCUGGUGGACAAUGGGAAGCCACAGUUGUUCCAAGGAAAAAGACCCCAAUCAGUGAUGUGUUGACUUAACCAACUCCAACUAACUUUUUCUUUUUUCUUCUUUCCUUCCUUUUUUUCCUUCCUUCCUUCUUUUCCUUUUUUCAUUUCUUUUUCUUUUUUUUUUUUUUUUUUUCUGUUCACACUUGGAGUCUCAGGGAGAAAGUAGGGACAUGGCUGGAGGCUCUUUUGGGCUUGAGCCUUACAAAGGUCAACCUUGGUGUGGUCCCUCCCUCUUUCUUACAUUACUGGGCUAGAUCUUGAUCAGAUUUAGCUGGAGAGCCUACUUGGAACUGCAGCUUUUACCUUUUAAUGUUAUUGCAGCUCCUUAGUAUAAUUUAAAUUCUUUUGCCCUCCC
Messenger RNA from Sarcophilus harrisii (Tasmanian devil), 7678 nucleotides. RefSeq names its product transcription factor CP2 like 1 (gene TFCP2L1). Gene Ontology annotation, biological process: regulation of transcription by RNA polymerase II. Gene Ontology annotation, cellular component: nucleus. Bases 143 to 1579 code for a protein of 478 amino acids. Gene Ontology annotation, molecular function: DNA-binding transcription activator activity, RNA polymerase II-specific; RNA polymerase II cis-regulatory region sequence-specific DNA binding. Lineage: Eukaryota; Metazoa; Chordata; Mammalia; Dasyuromorphia; Dasyuridae. The transcript has 15 exons. The record is from RefSeq and is a predicted model, not a curated record.